AUGUCCACAUUUAGAAACACCUCUUCAGUACUUAGUCCAUCAUCAAUGAGCGGCCACAGGCCGCGGCGUCGGGUUGCAGAACUCGGAGUGUCUGGAGGCGCUUCGCUGGUCCCGCGCCGUCUCCUGCGUUCCAGUAGCGGACACCUGACUCCUCACGCCCGAGUACUGUCCUUAGGCGGAACGGCGUCUGCAGCGAGCAGCGAGGUUCCAGCCGGCUGGGCUGAUGCGGUCCCUGGCAUUUCCCGUGCUGGCCCUGGGUCGCCCUGGAUGCUGCUUCCCGCCGGGAGCCUGCUUCUGACGGCGGAAAGGAGCUUCACCUGGGGCGGCCGACGGGGAACUGAGAAGAAUCCACCGGGGAAGUGGACGGGGCGGGCUCCCAGGCCUGGCGCUGAGGCUCUCGGGCAGCCAGACCUCCCGCUUGGUUGCGUCACUUUCCUCGGUUUUCUAGACAGCAGUUGUGGGGUUGAAUCCUUGCCGUGGUUUUGUAAGAAUUAAAUGAGAUAAUGAACGCGAACAUCAA
This is a messenger RNA of Rhinopithecus roxellana (golden snub-nosed monkey), 520 nucleotides long. RefSeq lists its product as uncharacterized. The record is from RefSeq and is a predicted model, not a curated record. The coding region runs from base 1 to 495 and encodes 164 amino acids. Lineage: Eukaryota; Metazoa; Chordata; Mammalia; Primates; Cercopithecidae. The transcript has 2 exons.